ACAAUUAUAAGUUUACAGCAAUACAAACAAGUUAAUUUGUUCAUGACACAAGUUCAUGUUUCAAAUCUAGUCAAGCCACUAGCCAAUCUAACAAUUCAACAAAUGAAAAUUGAGCAGUAAAAAUCUAAUAGAUGAUUUUAUAAAUAAUUUAACAAAAUUGGAUGUGAGUUUAAGCUUGACCUGUUUGUCAAAUAGGCCAAGCCAUUAGCCACCUAAUCAGCCUAUGGCUUAUUUCCACCCAUGGCUAGCAGCUACAUUGUGAUGAUGGCUUCCAUCUUUCAAACAAUCACUGAACAUACUAGCAAAUAACUAACCUCAUUGCCUUAAAUAUGAUUGGGCUUGUUCAGGAGUCACACAGAGAUGGUGAAGAGAUUCAUGGUGUGGACUUACUGGGAAGGUGAACCCCCCUUGGUGCAUGAAGGUCCUACAGAAUCAAUUUAUGGCAUAGAAGGAUACUUCAUGCAAGAAGUUGAGAAAGGGAAUACCUCAUUCUCUGCUUCUCAUCCAGAUGAAGCCCAUGUCUUCUUCUUACCCAUCAGUGUAAGCAACAUUGUGAGCCGCCUGUACCGACCUCUGGUCACCUAUGCUCGAGAUUUACUUGUCACAACAGUCAAUAAUUAUACCCACCUUAUAUCACAUAAACACCCAUUCUGGAAUAGAACCAAUGGAGCUGACCAUUUGCUGCUCUCUUGUCAUGACUGGGCACCAGAUAUCUCAAAGGAGAACCCAGAUAAGCAAUUGUACAAGAACAUAAUAAGAGCAUUAUGCAACGCCAACAAAUCAGAGCAGUUCAAUCCUUCAAAAGAUGUAUCCAUACCUGAAAUCAACUUGCGAGCCAGUGAAUCCAGCCAUCCUCGCCAAGGCCAACACCCACAGAAUCGCUCCGUCCUCGCUUUCUUCGCCGGUGGGAUCCAUGGGAGCAUCAGAGAAACGCUAAUCCAGACCUGGAAGGGCAAAGACAAACAACUCCAAGUGUACGAACAACUUCCUCCAAAUCUCAACUACUUGGAAAUGAUGGAGCGAAGCAAGUUCUGCUUGUGCCCCAGCGGAUUCGAGGUCGCGAGUCCGAGGACCGUGGAGGCCAUCUAUGCCGGUUGCGUCCCUGUGAUAAUCGCCGACGCCUACGAACCGCCGUUUUCGGAUGUCCUUGAUUGGAGCAAGUUUUCGGUGCGCAUUCCGUCGGAGAAGAUAUGGGAAUUGAAGAAAGUAUUGCAGAGUGUGGAGGAAGGGAAGUAUCUGAGAAUGCAGAGAAGGGUGAUUCAGGUGCAGAGACACUUUGAGGUGAAUCGACCCGCUAAGGCCUAUGAUGUGUUUCAUAUGAUUCUUCACUCUGUGUGGCUUCGACGGAUCAAUAUAUCGUCGAUUCGAGCGUGAAUGGAGAAUGAUGGAAUUGGAAGCAG
Neltuma alba is the source of this 1400-nucleotide messenger RNA. RefSeq names its product probable glycosyltransferase At5g11130. Gene Ontology annotation, molecular function: glycosyltransferase activity. The record is from RefSeq and is a predicted model, not a curated record. Bases 361 to 1374 code for a protein of 337 amino acids. NCBI's taxonomy places the organism in Eukaryota, Viridiplantae, Streptophyta, Magnoliopsida, Fabales, Fabaceae. The transcript is spliced from 2 exons.